AUGUCCUCUUUACCCACCCGAGAGAAAGAUUGGGUAGUGGGUGUCAAGCUAUCAGGGUCUCGGUUGAGUGUAUGUAGGCCUUUUGGAAGAUCAAAAUGGAUCGACAUCAAAAACGCUCCUGGGUGUAUCAACCCUUCCUCGAGCCUCAUGUUCUCCAAAGAUGAUAAAAGGUUCUACAUUCCAAGUCCCGGAUGCAACUACUUGUGCUAUUUGGAAGAAGAGCAUGACAAACUCGAGUUCAUGGGCUUGAAGUUUGACGACAUUCCAGCCUCGGUGUCUAAUGAGGUUUCGGAGUUGAGUUCAUGUUCAAGGACAGACCACCUUGUGGAGUCACCCACCGGCAACCUUUUCCUAGUCAAGUGGUAUGGUGAGGACUCAAAGGUGUGGAUGGACUCAGACUCGGACUCCGACACCGACUUGGAGAAGGACGAUGAAAACGAGGUGUCAACAUUGAAGCACGUAACGAAAAAAUUCAUGGUGUAUAGGGCGGGGGACCAAUCGUGUGAUUAUAAUAAGACAAUGAUCUACACAGAAGACAUUGGAGAUCUUUAUAUGUUUCUUGGACAUAGCCAGGCUUUCUGCGUCCCGGCCAGCACGUCUCCUGGACUCAAGCCUAACUGCAUCUAUUUUGUGGGUCGUAACUUUGGUGUUUAUGAUCUCACCACCAAAACUUGCACUACCUUCCACAAAGAUGAUGAAUGUCCAGUGACGAGAAUUGAAUUCCCUUACUGGCAAUUUUCUCUCUAG
Messenger RNA from Brassica napus (rape), 747 nucleotides. RefSeq lists its product as uncharacterized. Bases 1 to 747 code for a protein of 248 amino acids. The transcript is spliced from 2 exons. NCBI's taxonomy places the organism in Eukaryota, Viridiplantae, Streptophyta, Magnoliopsida, Brassicales, Brassicaceae. The record is from RefSeq and is a predicted model, not a curated record.